AUGGUCUUCACGAUCAUCAUUCGCAACCAUGAAUGGCUCGCAGCAGGCGCUACAGUCUCUGUGCUCACUUAUUCCGGAGUAGCCGCGGUCCAUUCGCUCAUUCUCUUUGCAGCAAAUAACAGAUUGGAUCAACAGCAGGCGAAGACCCGUUGUGAAUUGAUACCGAUUCCAGGCUCCAAUAAUCAAUUCUUUGCAUGCGCUGGUAGCAACGACCCCGAUGUCAGUGUGAUUGUGCACGUAGUGACUGCCGUCAUGCUGGGAGCUUUGCCUAUGGCAGCUUGGUCGACUACAUUCAGAAAAUCAGCAAGCAAAUCGAUACUCAUAUUUUGGAUUCUGCUCCUAGCCGUGGGUCACACAUUCUACCCUUUGACCCUCACCAAUCAGAAUUUUCACUUUCAAAUAUGCCCGAUGGAUCAUGUCGAACCCCUCCCCAGAGCCAACUUUCGUGCUCUUGUUUUAGAUGAAGCCUGGUCUAAGUCCUUUCGUACACUCGUCGAGGCAUCACAACAAGCAUCUCCAGCCUUUGAGAAUGGCACUGUUCCCGCCUGCCUCUACUCCUGCUUUGCUACAACAGCUUACAUUGGACGUGGCAGUCAGGAUGUCAUGGUCUCUCCCACAAUCAAACGGAAUCCUUUCCUAAAGAGCAGUAUAGAGGAAAGGCUUUCUAUUGUCAUAUUCUGGUGGGCCUACACCUUCCUCGCCCUCCUCACUCUCUUCACCACCGAGAAGCAGAGCGUUGUUCCCGGGUGGGCUCGCAAGCGAGUCUGCUCUGUUGGGUUUGGCCAACGAUCAUGGAUAUUACUAUGGAAAUGGGAGAAACAAAACAAGGAAGCUAGCAAACCACUCAAUAUGGGCGGAGCUGGAGGCGAUGAUACUAUUACAGCUCACUCCUUGACAGCGGCUAGACCUCAUCCUGCGAGACUUUUUCAGAUCACACUCCUACAUUUGAUUCAAUUCUUAACUCAACUUAUCAGCGUAAUCGCAUUCGGGGGCACCAUCUUGUAUAACGAGAUAACAGAGUCUCGACAAGGCAUGUGGAUAGAGGUAGAACAAUUUACAGCUGUCGGUCAAUGGAAUUAUGUCGCGGUUGUAUUACUAGUGCUCUUUGCGGCAGUCGUGAGCCGAAAAUGGACCGCCGCUGGAAAGGCUACGAGCUUAGAGAAGGGAGAUGAGUGGCAUAGCGAGGAGCGGAUUGGUAUGGAAGAUUGGGAUUGUAGAGUUGGAUAUGCCUCGUGA
Molecule: messenger RNA, 1236 nt
Organism: Bacidia gigantensis
Lineage: Eukaryota; Fungi; Ascomycota; Lecanoromycetes; Lecanorales; Ramalinaceae
Exons: 1
Coding region: 1-1236 (411 amino acids)
Source: RefSeq, a predicted model, not a curated record